AUGAAAAAAAAAAAAGGUUUUUCUGAAAAUAAAUUCCCACGUGAAGAUAUUUUUUUUAAUUUUAAUUUUUUUUUUUUUUUUGUCUUUUUCAAAUUUUCAUACCAAAUCUUUUUGUUAUUUUUAGAGAUUCCUUUUUUAAACAUUAAAAAAACUUGUUUCAAUUUGUUUCAAUUUGUUGAAACACCAUUAAAAGAAGGUGGUUGGGGUAUGUGGAAUAUACAAUUACGACAAGUUGCUCAAAAGAUUUGGAUAUACAACAGAUUUUUACAAAAGCAUAAAUCUGCAAACAAUUCAAUAUACAUGAUAAGUUGGAUGGAUCAAAUCAUCAACAAAUCAAUCUCUUCUCCAUACCUUAUAAAAAUCAAAAAAGAAUGGGAAAACUAUGCAACUCAAAUUGGACAUCUAAAAGAUAAAGUUCAAACCCUACAACCAAUAUUAACAAAAAACCAAACCUCUCAAACAUUAACCACAAAUAAUAUUUCACUACCACCAACACUCAAAGAAAUCUACUCGACAAUACUCAACAAUCACCAAUGUAAAUCAAAAGACUAUGUUGGCAAGAAAUAUUCAGAUAUACUUCUUACUUCGCACCAACAAUCAAUACAACUAUUAUGGAAAUACACAUACGACCAACUAUUUGUCAAAAUUCAAAAAUUAAAAGAUCCAAAAGGCCGUGAUACAAUGCAAAGAUUCCAUGCUAGAUGUCUUCCAAUUAAUCAUCUACACAACAAAGUUUGCCCCAUUUGCAACAAUGAAAUGAAUAAUGAUCCCUAUGGUCAUUUGUUUUUCAAUUGUCAGCACACAAUCAACUUCAUAAACCACGACAAAUUAAAAUAUUUUAUAUAUAAAAAUUGCAAUGGAAACAAAAACUGGUCACUAACAAAAAACCAAACAACAAAAUUAUACACACUCAUUUAUAAACCACAAACAAACAACAAAGCAUUUAAACCAGAUCCAACUAUCAAUAUUAAUUUUCAUUUAGCAGAAAACGCACAAUAUAAAAAAUACAGAUUCAACUGGAAUUAUAUAAACAAAUCUUGA
Dictyostelium discoideum AX4 is the source of this 1041-nucleotide messenger RNA. RefSeq lists its product as hypothetical. The record is from RefSeq and is a predicted model, not a curated record. The transcript has 2 exons. Bases 1 to 1041 code for a protein of 346 amino acids. Lineage: Eukaryota; Evosea; Eumycetozoa; Dictyosteliales; Dictyosteliaceae.